Molecule: messenger RNA, 6383 nt
Organism: Nothobranchius furzeri (turquoise killifish)
Lineage: Eukaryota; Metazoa; Chordata; Actinopteri; Cyprinodontiformes; Nothobranchiidae
Source: RefSeq, a predicted model, not a curated record
CUGUGGUCUUAAUGCUCUGAGAACUGCUGUUCAAUUCUCAGAGGAGAUCAGAGCCAGCGUGCACAGGAAGACAGGUGCACCUUCUGUAAGAGUGGAAAGUCAAAGUCGGCAUGAACUGUUCGUGUUUGUCUUUGUAGAGUAGAGCAGACCUAGUAUUAUUUUUUUGUUGCUUUGUUUUGUUUUGCUGGACGAGUAAAAUUUUGUUCCACUUAUACGGCUGCAUGCUUUUUUUUAUCAAGAUCCAGUAGAAGUGAUAACAAGAAUGAUUUAAAAUGUUUUUAAGAUCAGACAGUGGCAUUUACAAGGAUCACCAGGUAACAAAACGUUGAAAUGUUCAGAGAAUGUUAAAAAUAAGAUGAUCUUAAAAAUUAAACCAAACAUUUAAAGUUUCAAAAAGAAAACUUGAAUAUUUUGAGCCAGUAGGUUUUCUGACCUUGACGGAAAGCAUUCAGCUCUCUUGCACGAACCUAGGAUGUAGCUGUGAUUGAGGUAACCCAGUAAAUGGCGUCUCCGGCAAGAAGAGGACUUAACAUUGGCUCCUUGUCUGGCUUUCAGCUUAUCUUUAUUUGCUCAGCAGUCUGAAGAACGUGGCCCUCUUCAGUGCAGAACCUACUUUAGAUUCUGAGAGUUCAUAAUCCGACAUGGAACAAAGUGUGAAAGAACAUCAAUGUCUUACCGACUUCAUGUCCUGCUUUGGACAGCAUGGAUGGUCUGUUUGAAUCGGGUUGAGUGUCUUUCACCACGUCCCCUCCUUCCUGUCUCUUCAGUGGAAGGAGGGUGGGGGAUUGGUGUGCUGUCCCCUGCCCCUCCUCGUAAGCUAGGCUAGUCAGCACAGUAGCGGUUAUUAUUUUGUGUUCAAUCGUGUUUUCCACCGACUCCAUUCCUUCAUGAAAUCCUGCCAGAACCUCAAGGAGGAGGUUUCCGUCCCGAGUUUUAGUGGGAUGUCACAGGAGGAGGGACGUAGGGCUCCUGUGUCCCAGUCCUAUUUUCACUCUCCUAACCCCGAUCUGGACCUAAUGGGAAAGGUUUAUAAGAGGGAGGUUGGUGGCAAGCCUUAUUCUGUGUUAGUGGACAACAAAAUGUCAGCCAAGGCCUCCAUGGGCGAUCAGAACAUGACUCCGGCGCCUCCUCAGCAUGUCAGUUCACCGCAGCAGCAGUUCUUCAGAGAGGGAGGACCUGGACAGGAGGUGGGAACGCAGAGGUCCCAAGCAGCCCAUGAGGGAUCUUCAGAUGACACUGAGGAAGAGGAAGAUGAGGAGGAAGAGGGUGAGGACUGUGAGGAGGGCUACAAGCGAGAGCAGAUCAUCGUGGAGGUCAAUCUGAACAAUCAGACGCUUCAUGUGUCCAAGGGAGACAAAACUGGAACUAUUGCAGAUGACAUGGAGAGAGGUGGAAGUGAUGACGAGGAGGAGGAGGAUGAAGAUGAUGAAGAGGACAGCCACUAUGAGGAAGAGGAGGAAGAUGAUGAUGAACAAGAGAUUGAGUGUCAAAGAACCAGAUCUAGAAGAAGCAGACAAGGUGCUAAUAGUGAUUCGGCAUCCAGCCGGCCACAGAGGAAAAGCCACCGAACGGCUCUGAGUGCUUCAGCUGCUGGGAUGACCACCAGGGGGCGCCGGAAGCGCAUGGAGCCUCCAAAGAGCAAGCGCAGGUCAGCCAGGUCAACUUCCUCCUCAGCCCGUUCUACAGCUACAGGAGGGAAGGCCGAGGUGGAGGAGAAGGAGAUGCUGACAUGUGAGAAGUGUCCGAGAGUGUUCAACACUCGCUGGUACCUGGAGAAGCACAUGAACGUCACACACAGGCGGAUGCAGAUUUGUGACAAGUGUGGAAAGAAGUUUGUCCUGGAGAGCGAGUUGGCCCUGCAUCAGCAGACUGACUGUGAGAAGAACAUCCAGUGCGUCUCCUGCAACAAGUCCUUCAAGAAGCUUUGGUCACUGCACGAGCACAUAAAGAUUGUUCACGGCUACGCCGAGAAGAAGUUCUCCUGUGAAAUUUGUGAAAAGAAGUUCUACACGAUGGCUCAUGUUCGGAAACACAUGGUUGCUCACACUAAAGACAUGCCCUUCACCUGCGAGACUUGUGGGAAGUCAUUCAAACGCAGCAUGUCUUUAAAGGUUCACUCACUCCAGCACUCUGGGGAGAAGCCCUUCCGCUGUGAGAACUGUGAUGAGCGGUUCCAGUACAAGUACCAGCUGCGCUCCCACAUGAGCAUUCACAUCGGACACAAGCAGUUCAUGUGUCAGUGGUGUGGCAAAGACUUCAACAUGAAACAAUAUUUUGAUGAGCACAUGAAAACACACACAGGAGAGAAGCCUUUCAUUUGUGAGAUCUGUGGGAAGAGCUUUACCAGUCGGCCCAACAUGAAGCGCCACCGCCGCACCCACACAGGCGAGAAGCCCUACCCCUGUGAGGUGUGUGGCCAGCGCUUCCGGUUCUCCAACAUGCUCAAAGCGCACAAGGAGAAGUGUUUCCGGGUCACCAGCCCCAUCGUUCUGCAGACUACUGGACCUCCUGUGCCUGUUCGUCUCUUUUCAAAUGCCUUCUCCUCUUCCUCCUCCCCCUCUUCCUCCAGCGCUGCUCCCGGAUCCUCAGCCCCGGUUCCCGCCACCACUUCAACAUCUCUGGGCCUUAACCCCACAGCGGGGUCUAUUCCUCCCCAGGGCCCAGUUGGACACACGUUUUCCCACAUCCAGCUCCCCUCAGCUGCCUCUCACCAUCAUUCCCACCCCCCCACCACUCAGCAGCACCUCUCAAACCCACCCCAACAGGGUCCGCCUCACCCACACCACCACUUGGUCGUACCCCCCAUCUCUCACCUUCCCCCUCCUCCAGCACUUUUUAAGAGUGAGCCCCUAAACCACUGUGGGCAUGAAGACAGCAGCUUCCUGCACCACAUGACCCCUCACGACAAAGGCCCCGGAGCCCCGCAGCACCACUGAACCGUACCCCUGUAGGCAGCGCCUUGCCUCGUUCCUCGUAGUUAGGCCUCAGUCUCCUGUCUGCUGGAGCCACGUUGGCGGGAGCAGCACAUGGAGAGCAGCGGCGCCAGUAUUCCAGUGUGUUACUAUAAGGCACCGCAGCGGGAUGCUGUUCUGGACGUGCUGGAAGGUGACGGCAGUGUAAAUCAGAACGGGAACAUUUGUUCUGUCAGACAAGCAUAAUCUUUCUGUGUAGAACCACCUUGCAGUUUUAAAUCAAGCUAAACGCACUUCUGUACGCAUAAACGAUUCAGACUUUUGCACCCGCUGAAGUGAAAACCCACUUUUAAAAAAACUGGUCAGCCGACGGAAGAUUUAACAGCCUCUAUAAAUUCAUCAUGAACCUUUUCCUCAGCAGGAAACCACGCGUAUCUUCAUCUUUGUCGAUGGCUGUAAAAGUCUCUCAUUUUCAUCAAAAGCUGCUGAUGAAAGUCGGGUGAUGUGUAACCCAGUUUUCACAGAUCAUCCGAGACAUUUUUAAUGGACUUUCCUCUUUUUGUCAAAUCUGGGUCAUGGAUUGGUGAGGACUGUCUUUGCAGCUCCUUUUCAUAGCAAUACUCCGCCUGUCCUCCCAGCUGUACAGCAGGAACCUCCAGGGAGUCGCAGAAAUGUUGAAUGAAUGUUGCAAGUGGUUCCACCCAGACCUGUUCUAGUACAGAGGCUACGACUAAAGGAAUUUGGGGCAAUUUUGAUGCGUUCCUUGUUGAAAGUCAGAAAUAAUUACUAUUAUACUGGUUGCACUCGUUCGUCAUCAGCCUCAGCUCAGAUAAAUAGCUAUAAAAGUAGACAUGAACUGCAGUGACAUGUAGAAGGCUGUCAGGGGACAGCAGCGACACACUUUGGUCCUGGCUGUGCGUAGCCUACCCGUUAGCGCAUCAGUCAUAAACGACAAAAAUACUCUCUGAACAGGAAUUCAUCUGUGACGAGUGCAUUAGUAAUUAUUUAUAGCUUUCCUACAGAAACACACUGAUAAUAGCCUUGAAGAGUUUGUGUCAGAGGGCCAGCGGCAGUGCUGCGUAACGUCACGGGCCACCGUAAGAGAUUUUUUCUUUUGUAUACAGAAAAAAGAUUUUGUAAAAGUUGAAUCUUGUCUGAGAUUCUUAUGGUAAAAUGGUGCUUUCCGUUCCGUUAUAUAGAACAUUUCCUAACAUCCACGUAAAGACAGAGCAGUUCAUUGAGUCUGAUGGAACUUCAGCCUGGAUCUCCUGCUAUAGAUUUUUGACUCAAUAUUUUUGGAUCAAACCAACUUUAAAUCAGCAGGACUUGCGCUUAUAUUUGUGUUAAGCACUCGAACAACAAAGGUCCUACGGUCACUGAUUUGAUUAGUGACUCCUCAGCUUUCAGAUUAUAGAAGACUAAAUACUGCCACUGUGAGGGGCCGGACACGUGGCCCUGUCUGGUCUUUACCCCACCUCCCUUCGCUGCUGUCGAAACAAUACGGGUUUCCAUGUCAAAGGUCAUCUCACACAUACACACACACAGUACACACAGCUGGGACCUUUUUCAUCGACGUUCUUAACAGGAUUUUAUGCAUUAUUCCGCUCAGCCUCUAUUCCACACUUUGGUGUGGGGCAACACGGGCACGUCUGUCACCUGUUGAAUGUCGCCUAAGCCAAACGUCGGCUAAUGAGUCCUUUUACGUUCUUUGAGGAUGGACUCCGUUUUAAGCUAAUGAAUGGUUCUGUUGUGUAGAUAAUACUGUUGAGCACAUGGAUGAGAAAUGUGGAGAUAAAAAGCAGAGGUCAUGUCACUUUUGUUAUGCGCGAGGUCAGACGAGUGCUAGGAAAGACAUUUGUUCAUUUAAAGACCAACAGUGUGCGUGGGGUUUUGUUUAAAAGGAGAAUUUGGUCUGAACUUUGGGUGAUUCUGACCAACUCUGUGUGGGUGGGCGAUAUAGCAAAUAUAUAUCACAAUUAGGGUUAAUUUGCUUUGAAAACGCCUCUAAAAGAAGAAUAUUACAGAAAAUUGAGGCCAAAAUCAGUUUGUUCUAGUAGCAACGGAUAUGGUUUCUACAUUAACAAUGUAAUCCUCGUUAAAGAGGCUGAGAAUUCAGCUGCAUGAUUAACAAACCGUUUCAUACAUCGUCACAUUUAACCAUUAGCAGCAACAUGCAUGGAAAAGCCAGCAUUAUUUAUAGCAACAGCAAAUUAUGCAGUGAUUUUUAGAUUAACGUGAGGAAAUUAAGCAUAGCCUUUUUGCUAAGAAGCGCUAAUGCUAACGUGUCACCACAGCCGAACUGGUGUGAAUCACUAAUUAUUAAUUACUUAUUUUCAUGGAUGCGCAUUAGGACCCAGCCAGAAGUAUCCAGGUGGAAACGACCCUUAAGCACGCUUCUGCAGCUUUCGCUCAACACUUUCAAGCUUUUCACGGUUUCACGUUGUCGUGUCACCCACCCCGGGAGAGUGUGUUUAUGUUUGCGUGCUUUAGCCAGACCCUUGUACCAAACGCUGCUCACAGUGUGCCCCAAUAACGUGUGUAUUUAGGGGAGUACCUGAGAUGGCUGUAAAUUAGCCCGUUUCUGACAUUUAAGUUCAGUAGUUUAGUUCCUUUGUUGGGAUGUCUGACCCGCCAUUUCUGUGGGUCUUAAUACUGCUGCAAUAUUUGUCGUCAUCCGGUCCCGUUGGGUUCAGAAUGUUGUAUUAUGGUUAUUUAGUUUUUAUUCUAAGCCUUUUAAUUUUGUUUGUAUUCUCUGCACUUUACUGCUGCGUGGGUGAGGCGCAGAGAAAAGGGUGAGGGGGGGCUAGACGAUGCAUUGUGGAGCAAAACGCAGUCACGGCUGCAGGUGAAGAAGGAUGGAGGCGAUUCCUUUAGAUGGAUGUUAUUUUGGCAAGGAAAGGAGGAGAAUCCUGGGUGGAGGCAGGUGGUGUUGAAGGGACCAGAGCUAAUUGUGGACAUUUCUUUUAAAAUAUGUUUAAAUUCACUUUGGUUUUACUUUUUUUUCCCUACUUAAAUAUAAUUAAACACGGACCUCCCUAAAAGUAAAAGCAGUGUUCCUCCGGCUUUGGAAGCUUCACACAAUCUCCUCCAUACAACGUCUGAAAUACUUUUUUCACUGCUUCAUGUCCCAUUUUAUUUCUGUUGGCAACAUAAUUCUCCUCCUCCUUUCUUUGUUUUCAUAGAACGCACUUUCUACUAAGAUCCUUGUAGUCAAGAAAAAAAUAACAUGUAUAUUCUUUGAAGAUGUUUUAAAAUCAAUCUACUUUCUCCUUUGUACUUUUAACCACUUUAUGUAGCAUCACGUAUUUUAUUAUUGUAUCUGGUACAAAAUGUGCAGCUUUAUAAUGUCCUGGUUUGUCUUUUUUGUAUGUGAUCUGGAGAUGGAGGAGAAGUGGAAAACGUUGGGCCUUUUUUUGAUAAUGUACAUUUAACUGACUGCUAACUUUGAGAAGUAAAAACAAGUCGCCAAGA